Molecule: messenger RNA, 799 nt
Organism: Arachis duranensis
Lineage: Eukaryota; Viridiplantae; Streptophyta; Magnoliopsida; Fabales; Fabaceae
Product: MLP-like protein 43
Exons: 2
Coding region: 65-532 (155 amino acids)
Biological process (GO): defense response
Source: RefSeq, a predicted model, not a curated record
UAUCUCUCUCACUCUUUCUAUAUAUAGUUUGCCACCUACUUUAAUUGUUUCUUGCUUGGUGACAAUGGCACUGACCGGUAAGCUUAGUAGUGAAAUUGGAAUCCGUGCACCUGCUGCAAAGUUCUUCCAUCUCUUGACAAAGCAACUAGACCAUGUUCAAAACGUUUGUGAAAGAGUGCAUGAAACCAAGCUGCAUGAAGGUGACGAUUGGCACUCUGUUGGUGGUUCAGUUAAACACUGGACAUAUGUUAUAGACGGUAAGGUUACUACAUGUAAGGAGACCGUUGAGUCCAUUGAUGAGCAAAACCUUUCAGCAUCAUACAAACUGUUUGACGGAGAUGUCAGUAAACAUUAUAAGGUGUUUAAGCUGAGCUUUCAAGUGAGUGAUAAAGAGAAGAUCAAUGAAGGUGCCACUGUUAAAUGGACUAUUGAAUAUGAGAAGAUCAAUGAUGAUGUUGAAGCUCCAUAUGGCUACAUGGAAUACUUUGACAAGUGUACUAAAGACAUUGGUUCUCAUCUUGUUAAGGCAUGAGCUGCUACAACCAUUCAUGCAUUAAAAUGAUAAUUAAGGUGUAUGUUUAAUUUGUGGCUUGAAGUUAAAAUGCUUAUCCUAAUUAAUAAUGAGUGUGAACUAUUAUAAUAAGGGUGUUUAUUAUGUUAUGUGUGCUACGUUCACCCAUCGAACUUGGGUAGAUAUGUCAUCGUUGAUGAUUUCUUGUUGAUGGCAUUAAGUUAUGUAUGUGUGUCUUGGAAUUUGGAAAGUGUGUGUAAUGCAAAUGAUUGAAUAUUUGAAUGUGUA